Molecule: messenger RNA, 219 nt
Organism: Arabis nemorensis
Lineage: Eukaryota; Viridiplantae; Streptophyta; Magnoliopsida; Brassicales; Brassicaceae
Source: the annotation of a GenBank genome assembly
AUGUCUUCUUCUACUCAAGGUUGCAGAGAAACGGGAUGGGAGAAGCAAAAAAAGAGGAGCAUCGACAGAGAAUUAGCGGUGAGCUAUUCUUACCUAGCAAUGUUAACCAUGUCUCUAAUUGCAUCUCCUCUGUUCAUUUGUUCUAAGGCUUCUCAACAAAUUAUUGUUGUUGUCGAAGGUAUUUCUAGCACGGAAGGUAUUCACACUGUGAACUCCUAG